Stegostoma tigrinum is the source of this 6293-nucleotide messenger RNA. It is a transcript of the gene ipmkb, whose product is annotated as inositol polyphosphate multikinase b. Gene Ontology annotation, cellular component: nucleus; cytoplasm. Bases 131 to 1345 code for a protein of 404 amino acids. Gene Ontology annotation, biological process: inositol phosphate biosynthetic process. NCBI's taxonomy places the organism in Eukaryota, Metazoa, Chordata, Chondrichthyes, Orectolobiformes, Stegostomatidae. The transcript has 6 exons. Gene Ontology annotation, molecular function: inositol tetrakisphosphate kinase activity; inositol-1,4,5-trisphosphate 3-kinase activity. The record is from RefSeq and is a predicted model, not a curated record.
UCGCGCUCCCGAAGCCUCUCGAUGGAUUUGAAGCGGCGGCGGCAGCAGCAGCAGCGGCGGCGGCCGAGCGGGAGCGGCGGGCCUGUGGCCGGCUAGGAGCACGGUCACUGACAGGGAGCUGGGGCGGGAGAUGGAGAGCGGCCUGAGCUCAGCCGGGCCGGCCUCUAGCCUGGGCCUGGGCCUCAGCCUCGGAUUCGGGCUCCACCGCUUCCCGAACGGCUGCACCCCGCUGAGCCACCAGGUGGCCGGCCACAAGUACGGCAAAUCGGAGCUGGGUAUGUUGCAGCACCCAGAUGGCACAGUCUUGAAGCAGUUGCAACCUCCACCGCGUGGACCCAGGGAGUUGAAUUUCUACAAUAUGGUGUUUGGUUCAUCUUGUCAUGAUCACGUGUUCUUAGAACUACGAAAAUUCCUGCCUAAUUUCCUUGGCACCUGGACGCCAACUACUGCACCUAAUGAGCUGUACCUUAAACUGGAAGACGUGACACGGAAGUUCAAGAAACCGUGCAUCAUGGAUGUAAAAAUAGGGAAGAAAAGCUAUGACCCUGAUGCAUCAGCUGAAAAGAUCCAGCAACAGAUAAGCAAAUAUCCAUUGAUGGAAGAAAUUGGUUUCUUAGUACUUGGCAUGCGGGUCUACCAGUUCUCAUCUGACAGCUACAUGACGUAUGACCAGCGAUAUGGAAGAGGUUUAACAAAGGAAACUUUGAAAGAUGGUCUAUCAAGAUUCUUCCACGAUGGAAGCUGUUUGAGGAAGGACGCUGUUGCGUCAAGUAUUCGAGAGGUUGAAAGGAUACUGCAGUGGUUUGAGAAUCAAAGUAAGCUCUGUUUCUAUGCAAGCUCUUUACUGUUUGUUUAUGAGGGAUCACCUCAGCUGACAGCGAUGGGUGUUGGAGAUACACCCCAUAAACUAGCAGCACCAAAGGGAACAAAGCGAACUGGUGAAGUAGUGGAACACAACAAUAAUGUACAUGUCAUGAACUCUAGUGAGAACAGAAUGGUGGAAGCUUCAGUUGGUCAGAGCCUUUCCAAUAUGUACGCACUUCACAGGAAGGGGUGUUUCAGAGCACAUCAAAGCAUGGUCCCACUGCAAUUGAAGAAUGCAGAACAAGACCACAGCAUAUGCAAAUGCUUAACUCUCAUUUCGCCUGGACAGCCAAAUGGCAAUGAAAUAAAACAAUUGGAGAAGGAUUUGAUGCAUACCUCCAGCAUGUUUCAGGAGCCUCCACAGGUUGAUGUAAGAAUGAUAGACUUUGCACAUGUGUUCCCUAGCAACACAAAAGAUGAGGAGUACAUUUAUGGGCUAAAACAUUUAAUCAGUGUGUUACGAAAUAUGCUGGAUGAUUAAUAUUUUUAAUUUUUGAUGGGUGUGUUGGGAACAAGGAAAUAAAUGAGGAGCAAUUUUAUUGAUUUCUGCACAAGCUCUGAUGCUUAAUUUUGUGUUUCUAAUGUGAUUCCAGGUGUAUUGUAUGUGCUUUUCAUUGUACGGUACUUCUGGUGAUUGAUCUAAUAUAUGUAAUAGCUCAGGAAAAUUUAUCAACUCAUCAUUGACAGCCACUGAAACAGUUCCAAAAACCUACAGAGGGCAGCUGAAACUUAGCAACUGCUGACAAGGAAAUUCAUGAGCUCCCACUGUUUGCAACAAACCCACAGACUUCAAUGAUGGUAAUUGGUUUUUAAGAUAUGUAACCAACUGCCUACCAAUCCUAGGCAUGGAACUUGUGCCUAUGGACUAAUGCUAUCUUCAGUGAAGACCAGGUUAGUCAGAUUUAAGAUUGUUUUGGGGAUGUUGCUGCCACUUUUCUGGAGAUGUGUUUUUAUUAGCCUUUUUUAAAACAGUUGUGUUACAGUGAUUCAUAUGGAAAAUUUGGUCCCAAUUAUGUAAAGUAGAAAUUGUCAAUUGCAUCUUUGUUUUCAUGGAUUCAGCUAGUAUUCCUGGAGAAUUUCAGUCUUGCAAUAGCUUGUUAUGUUAUCAGUGUAAUGUAAGUUAAUGCACGAGCAUCAAGUCGCCUGGGCUCCUGCAGGUUAAGACUUUCCACAGGGUAGAGCAAAAUAUGCAUAUUAUCUUUUUACAACUUCUUUCCUUCAAUUUUUAAGUACGCUGACAUCUGCAGAAGUUGAGCUGAGAGAGGAGGAAACAAAAUAUGUUUUGGCAAAGUCCAUUCAUCUUCCUGCCUUCGUAGUUCAACUUGCAUCUCUGAACGAAAUAUUCAACUGGAUUCUUGUAAUUUCUCCUAACAUUGGGCUACUUUCAAAAUGCACACACUUUGACUUGUUCACAUGUUUCAUUUGGUCAUUUAUUACUAGUGAUCUAUUGUGUUGUUAUUUCCAAAAUUAACUUUUGAGCACCCAGUUUCACUAGUUAUGAUUUGAUUUUAUUUCACUUUCCGCUAGGCUGAUGUUUGGGUUUGCCUUUAUAAAACAGUGCAUUUAAAAUUGUCGCUGUGUUGGACCCAACCACCAGUCUAAGAAUAUUCAUUACUUGAACACUAACUUCUCUGAUCAAUGACCACUGGUAUUGUAGCCUUCACUGUUAGAAUGCUGAGUGAACCAGCAACUGCAGUUGUACAGUAUAUUUAUGACCGCCAUAACUGACCUGUGACUCCAGUAAGAUGACCCCUGUCUUUGCUAGUUGUGUAACUGAUUUAAUUUUCAUGAUUUACAUUUGUUUGGUGGAACUCUGUGACAAAUUUUUGCUUUAUUUUAAAGAAAGGCCAAAUGCUCAAAACUAGUCAAGUUGUAUAUUUGGGAAAAAAAAUCAUGCAAGCACUAAAACUAAAAUACUUGUUGCAGUUCUUAAAAAUGCACUAGAUUUCAGAAUAUUGGGUUCCAUUCAUUACAGUUUACAUUUGCACAAAUCAGUAUACUUUGGUAUUUUGAUAGCGUUUUAAAUUAUCUCCACAUUGCUAUCACUUACUUUGUCAGGGUUCAGCAGACGAAUGUUGUGACAGGAAAUGUGGCACAGUAGUAAUUAGUAGUACAAGUGAAUAAUACAUAUAAAGAUUGUUUGUCAUUUUAAAUGUAUUGACCAAAUAAUGUAUGCUUUUUCUAAAAACAAAAGUUAAUUCUGAAAUAUUUUUUAAUUGUAAACUAUGCUUUUUUGUAUGUUUGUUACUGAGAAGUUUACAUUAUGCAGCUGUACAUUCCUCAUAGUCCCUGCUAAAUAUUCUGUUCCUCAGUACUACUAUUUGUGAAGACUUUAAAACAAAAGAUUUACCUAUUUUAUUCCUCGAAACUUGAGGAUGAUUUCGGCUUGAUUGUUUUCUACUUGGUCACAAGUCAAAGUUGUCAGUCCUCUUAGCAUCUAUGUGCAUUAUAAGGGACAAACAGAAAUGGCUUCAGUUUUAAAUGGAUCAAGAUUUCCUUCCACCUAUUCAAUUAGAUUCUAAGGAAAAAAAAUGCUGCUGAAUAACAGUUGGCAUUGGGAAUAUCAGCAGGCUUUAGGUUGCAUGUUUUUUGUUGCUGUCCAUUCAAAUUUGCUUAAUUUCAUCAGUUCUACAAAUCUUAUUUCUUUCCCUAAGACUGAAUUGUAUUUUAUAGUUCUAACAAGUUUGCCCAUGCUGUUGGGUUAAGCAUCAGAUCUUUCGCUGAUUGCAACCUUGACUAGAGGUUGGUGAGUCAUGAUGAUGUGAUCUGUUUGAACUCUCUGGGCAUCUAUAAUGGGCAGUUCAAAGAAAACCUAUGAAAAUACCUUUCACUUCCAAUGUAUAAAGAGACAAAAUUUACUAAUUUAGUUGCUUCGAGAUUUUUAAAUUUGGUAAUUGUGCUGGCCACAACAUUUAUUUAACAUUUCCAAUUACAGUCAUUCAAAAUUGUGUCUCAUUUCCCCGUGAAUUUGCAGCUGUUUGUGUAACAUUCCUGAAAUGACUGGUUGAAUAGGUGGUUGACUUUGUGUGUGUCAGCUGUUAGAAUUGGGCAUUCUGUUGUACUGGUUCAUCUUUUGCAAUAUGUUCCUUUUCAUUUGAGGAUUUCAAAUCUCGCUUUAUAUCAUCUCAUAAUAGGUCUGUUAUGUGAGUAAUAUCACUAUUUAUUUGUGGUGUGCUGUUCAGGGUCACGCUGUUUAAUGUAAGUUAUGUUAACAUAGGAAAUCUGCAUUUAAGUGCUGGCAAGCAGUCACAAUUGUCACUAAAUUGGAUUUGAUUUGUUUGUUUUCAGUCAUAGUUUGUACUGUAAAUUUUGGUGUGACCCAUCUAUACAAUGGAACCUCUUUUUCAAUAUAAUAUUCUGUCACAUGUUAUUCUUUCAAACAAUUGCUGGAAUUUACUUCAUCACUGAAGGUGCAUUUAUUUUACAUGAAUACAGGUUCCAUAACUCAAGAUUAAAUUUGAAUUCUUUCAAAAGCUUUUGCAAAGAUUGUUAAGCCCAUUUUUGUUUUGUGACUCCUUAUUAAGACUUCAUUAAAGUUCUGCAUUUUGAUAGUAAGCAUUACCUGAAAUCAUUUAGGCAUUCUUUCACUCAAUAAAACUUGUAGCAUUUAAACAUCCUUUGAACUGCCGUUUUGUUACAAGGUCAAAAACUGGAUCAUUGCAGUAGAAUCCUCAUGAUGCAAAACUUUUCUGUCAGAAAGAAGGCAUUUAUUUAUGAGCUGAUUUUCUUUCUGCAACUGCCCUGAAAGGCAUUGGGAAUAAAUUAUAUUUGAGCAAUUAUGGUUGCAACCUGCCCAUCAGUGAUCUUCCACCGAACCAGAAAUUCUGCAUUUGACAUAAAGGACCUUCAGUUGAUAAAGCAACAGAAGUUUUGCACCCUAAUAUGUUGCAAUGACAUUUCCCUCAAUAAAAUAAAGUCUAGUGAACAAAAUGAGAUUAUUCAGUAUUCAGGCGACAAAGCUGUUGAGAAAUUAACGUUAUGAAAUGUAAUUAUUUUGUAAUAAUUGAUCAUUUAUGCUGUUUUGUAAAUUUCCCCUUUUAAAAUAAUCUGUAUUGAGGUGAAAGUUACCUAUAAUACAGUAGGUAUGUGUAAAAUGCAGCUUCCAGAGAUAAUUUUAAAUAACUAAUCUACGCAAUACUUAAAAAUUCUUCCCUUUUACUUGGAAACUAUCUGAAAGUUUACCAGUUGGCCCUAUAUUCACCAGCUUAAUCUUGAUUAAAUUAGUCACUGUUCAAUGAAGUUUGCACUGCUUCAUGUAAACUGUACGGUAUGUUUUGUCUUUUGUUGUUCCAAAUCAAUACCGAGUACAAACUUGACAUUUUAACAGUGGUGGGUUUUACACUGAUUGAAACUGUUCACAUUUCAUUAUACUGAAAGUGGAAUGAAGUGAAGAUGGGUAGCCUCUUUUUGCAUCAGAACACACUUGUCGUUUGUCAUGAAGCAUGGCAUCAAAUAGAGAACAGUGCAUACACCAGACCUCAAUCUAAUUUCAGCUUGACUUGUUCCAAAUGGAAGUUUGCUGUCAUGUACCUGAGAGCGAACUGUGAAACUCAAUUGUUAAUUUAAAUUGCUUUGAUUCAAAUCAUUAUUGAGUCCCAACAUUCAGCAUGUGGCCUUGGUAGGAUCUUUGGGAUUAAGAGCCAAGUUUUAAGUUGUUCUCCCUGCAUUCCCAAUGAAGUGAGAAAUUUAUUGUCAUAUGAAAUGAACCUAAUUUUCCUUUUUAUUUAAUGAGUCAGCAUCCUUUUAUAAUGGUUUGACUAUUUAGAUUAGGCAUUAAAUUUGAACACAAUCGACUUUGUCAUUCCUGUUAGAUCAGUUCCUGCAUAAACUAACAUUGCACACCAUUUGGUUCAAGUUAAUGCAAAAUUUAUCAGUCACCUUAAUUUACAGUUAAUUUAUAAAAUGUUUGUAUUUCAGCAGCAUUCUUGGAUGAAUCAUGACUUGCUUUUAACAGGAGCAUUUUGAAAGCGUGUUCUCUUAAUUUUAGAUAAAAUACAAUUUUAGUUGCAGCCUAGAAGGGAACAAGUGGGAAUAAUGCCCCUUUUGUUACUGAGCUAGCACACAGACACUUUAGUAUUAUGGGAAGUUCGCUGGAAUUGGUAUGAAAAUAUCAGAAAAGCAGUAAGUGCACAUUCAUAUACUGUGGUUAUUUAUAAUCAAUCAUCCAUAACGUAUCUCAUCAUAGUCUGACUUAUCUAUCUUCAAAUAUAAAAUGAGUUGUUAUCCUUGUGAUGAAUUAUAUGCAUAACUUGUUUUGCUACAGGUGGAAUGUAAUGGGUGCUACUUGUUUUACAGAGGAAUCAAAAGUACUAACUGAUGAUGAUUGCUUACUUUUGUAAUUUAAUAUGAGAAAAUAUUUAGAUAAAUCACAUGGCUGUAUAUUUGGCAAAAAUGGAAUUAGUAAUAAACUUUCCGUAAAUAAUGCAAAA